UAGCGAUUUAUAGCAGCAAUAGAAGUAUACCACCCAGGAGGGCACACCUCCUUCCACCCAGGAACUUAUAAAUGUCAAGGAAUUUCUACUGAAAUUGAGAGGAACCUGCACAAUGGGGAUCUCCACGGUCAUCUUCCAAAUAUGUCUUUUAUGGGGUCAAGUUCUUUCUUCAGAUUCUCAAGCAAGCUAUACAACACCUGAUGUUACCUAUGAGACUACAGGCUGGACCACAGAAGAGAUCACCACUCCAGAGCCGACUACCACUGCAGUGCCGCCCAGCACUCUACCAAUAGGAACAGGGUUUGAUUUCGCUGUGAGGCUGGUGAAUGGAGGAGACCGGUGUCAGGGUCGUGUGGAGAUCUUUUACCAGGGUUCCUGGGGCACCGUGUGUGACGAUGGCUGGGACCUGUAUGAUGCCGAUGUGGUAUGCAGACAGCUGGGCUGUGGCUGGGCAGUGUCUGCCCCUGGAUAUGCCCAGUUUGGACAGGGCUCUGGGCCCAUUGUCCUGGAUGACGUGGCCUGCACAGGGCACGAGUACUAUCUGGCAAGCUGCUCCCACCAAGGCUGGCUCUCCCACAACUGUGGACACUCGGAGGACGCUGGCGUCAUCUGCUCAGAUUCUCAAGCAAGCUAUCCAACAUCUGAGCCGACCACUACAGAGCCUUCCACCACCCCAGAGGUGACCACCACUCCUCCUGACACAACUGUAGGGUUUGAUUUGCCUGUGAGGCUGGUGAAUGGAGGAGACCGGUGUCAGGGUCGCGUGGAGAUCUUGUACCAGGGUUAUUGGGGCACCGUGUGUGAUGACAGCUGGGACACCAAUGAUGCCAAUGUGGUGUGCAGACAGCUGGGCUGUGGCUGGGCCGUGUCUGCCCCCGGAAAUGCCCGGUUUGGACAGGGCACAGGGCCCAUUGUCCUGGAUGACGUGGCCUGCACAGGGCACGAGUACUAUCUGGCAAGCUGCUCCCACCGAGGCUGGCUCUCCCACAACUGUGGACACCAGGAGGACGCUGGCGUCAUCUGCUCAGCUUCUCAAUCAAGCUCUCCAACACCUGAUUAUCCAUACCAAGAUCCAACAAUAAAUGAUGAUAUCUAUGAGACUACAAGCGUGCCCACAGAAGAGAUCACCACUCCAGAGCCGACUACCACUGCAGUGCCGCCCAGCACUCUACCAAUAGGAACAGAAAUUGAUUUGUUUGUGAGGCUGGUGAAUGGAUCAGACAGUUGUCAGGGUCGCGUGGAGAUCUUGUACCAGGGUUAUUGGGGCACCGUGUGUGAUGACAGCUGGGACACCAAUGAUGCCAAUGUGGUGUGCAGACAGCUGGGCUGUGGUUGGGCUGUGUCUGCCCCCGGAUAUGCCUGGUUUGGACAGGGCACAGGGCCCAUUGUCCUGGAUGACGUGGACUGCAGAGGGUAUGAGUACUCUCUGGCAAGCUGCUCCCACCGAGGCUGGCUCUCCCAAAACUGUGGACACCACGAGGACGCUGGAGUCAUCUGCUCAGCUUCUCAAUCAAGCUCUCCAACACCUGAUUAUCCAUACCAAGAUCCAACAAUGAAAGAUGUUAUCUAUGAGACUACAAGCAUGACCACAGAAGCGGAGACAACGCCAUACCCGACUAUUGCUGAUUGGUUUACUGAAACUCCUCCCAUUGUAAACUAUACCUGCGGAGGUUUCCUGACCGGGUACUCUGGUAUCAUUUCUAGUCCAUUCUAUCCCGGGAAUUAUCCUAAUAACGCCAGAUGUGUGUGGAACAUUUUGGUCCCAACCAACAACUAAGUGUCUCUAAACUUCAUGGAUGUGCAGCUGGAAGGAGGCUGCAGCUUUGACUACAUCCUGCUUUUUGAUGGCCCUGAAUACAAUUCUUCUCUCAUUGCUCGCGUUUGUGAUGGGGCCCGUGGCACUUUCACCUCCACACGGAACUUCAUGUCUGUAGUCUUCAUCACUGAUGGCAGCGUCACCAGGACAGGGUUCCGGGCUAGCUACGUGUCCGUCUAUGUCCCUUCCACCACUUGGUGGACCACAACAACUCCUUACGAUGAUUGGUGGAAUACAAGUCCUUCCUAUGCUUGGUGGACCACAACAACUCCUUACGAUGUCAACUAUACCUGCGGAGGUUUCCUGACCCAACCCUUUGGAAACUUUUCCAGUCCAUUCUACCCAGCUAACUAUCCUAACAAUGCCAGAUGUGUGUGGAACAUUGAGGUCCCGAACAACUACCGUGUGACUCUGGUCUUCAGAGAUGUGCAGCUUGAGGGGGGCUGCACCUACGACUACAUUGAGAUCUUCGACGGCCCCCACCACAGUUCUCCUCUCAUCGCUCGCGUUUGUGAUGGGGCCCUGGGCUCGUUCACUUCUACAUCCAACUUCAUGUCAGUGCGCUUCAUCAGUGACCACAUUAUUACCCGGAGAGGGUUACAGGCCGAGUACUACUCAGACUUUGCCAAUAACAUCACCAGUCUCCUCUGUUUGUCAAAUCACAUGCGAGCCAGUGUGAGCAGGAGCUACCUUCAGUCCCUGGGCUAUUCUGCUGGAGAGCUUGUCAUUCCUGGUUGGAAUUCAAGUUACCAGUGUCGGUCCCAGAUAACCCAGAGGCAGGUCAUAUUCACAAUUCCCUACACGGGCUGUGGCACUACCAAACAGACUGACAAUGAGACCAUCAACUACUCCAACUUCCUCAAAGCGGCGGUUUCAAAUGGCAUCAUCAAGAGGAAGAAGGACCUCCACAUCCAUGUGAGCUGCAAGAUGCUUCAGAACACCUGGGUCAACACCGUCUACAUCACCAACAACACCGUCGAGAUCCAAGAAGUCCAGUACGGCAAUUUCGAUGUGAACAUCUCCUUUUAUACAUCUUCCUCCUUCCUGUAUCCAGUGACCAGCAGCCCAUACUACGUGGAUCUGGACCAGAACUUGUACCUUCAGGCUGAAAUCCUCCAUCCUGAUUCCUCCCUGGCCUUGUUUGUGGACACCUGUGUGGCUUCACCAUACCCUAAUGACUUCUCGUCUUUGACAUAUGAUCUCAUCCGGAGUGGAUGCGUGAGAGAUGAAACUUACCAACUCUACUCCUCACCGACGCCACGCAUCGCCCGCUUCAAAUUCAGUUCCUUCCACUUCCUGAACCGCUUCCCCUCGGUGUAUCUGAAGUGUAAGCUGGUGGUGUGCAGAGCCUAUGAUUUCUCUUCCCGGUGCCAGAGAGGCUGUGUGGUGAGGUCCAAGAGAGACGCUGGCUCCUACCAAGAAAAGGUGGACGUUGUCCUGGGACCCAUCCAGUUGCAAUCCCCCAACAAAAAUAAGAGGAGCCUGGACUUGGCAGUGAAGGAUGUGGAGAAGCCAGUUAACGCCCAGGCAGCCUAUCCCACCCCUGCCAUCUUUGGCGGAAUCUUCCUGGCCGUGGUCCUAGCUGUGGCCGCCUUCACGCUGGGAAGGAAGACACGCGGUGCCCGUGGCCAACCUCCAAGCACUAAGAUGUGAAGUAAAGCGCACCCAGGCAUUGAUUCCACGUGCCCGGAUUCCCAGAAAAGACGGAAGGAAUGAGCCUGUGAUGCUUUGCUCCUGGAUACAAUGCGGCUAGGUUUUUCCUUAGCACGAAUGCAUGGCAAAGUAUGUUGAGACGGCAGAGGAGAAAGGUGGGGGGCCAAGUUCCCCCAGCGUCUACAGGCUGAAGGCUGGGAAGGACAUAGCAGAACGAGACCACUGUCGACAACCCCCCACACCUAGGAGCCAAACACUGGGGCACCAGUGAUUUCUCUAGCUAGUUCCCCUUCCCCAUUUUAUAGCCAACUUUCUCAACCUGUAGUGUCAAUCACUCUCAGUCUGUCCUCAUAAUGAGGCAAACUAAAUAAAGACUCUUUUUCAAGGCAA
Molecule: messenger RNA, 3859 nt
Organism: Alexandromys fortis (reed vole)
Lineage: Eukaryota; Metazoa; Chordata; Mammalia; Rodentia; Cricetidae
Gene: Dmbt1
Product: deleted in malignant brain tumors 1
Exons: 29
Cellular component (GO): membrane
Source: RefSeq, a predicted model, not a curated record